AUGUCAGCGGACAGCGAUGAUGAACUUAGAGCAUGUCACAAGGUCAUUAUCCCUGACUGUGACCUAUUUGAGUUUUGCCAAAGCUACCGAGAAGCAGUAGCAACCCCAUCAAUUCAGGAUGAAUGUCCUAGAAGCGUUUUGAAGCAAAUUGUUGGUAUGGAAGAAAUGAAGACUUUAGCAAUUGCCUUGGCAAGAGUAAUUGCAGCCAAACCUCACUCGACUGAUGUGGAGAGACUGAUAUCAAUAUACAAUAUUCUGAUGUCACCAGCGAGAAGCGGACUUAACACGGAUACCUUUCACUACUACAUUUUCAUUGGAUUCAAUCUUCCACCGCUUGCGAGUUAUGAUGUCAGACCUGCUAUUCGAUACUGGUUAGCAGAUAAGAAGAGAAAACCAAGUGCAUCGUCUAAGUACAAGACACAAAAGUGGUUCAAUGGUGUCUUUUUUGAAAACACGUUGGUGACGAUGAGAUCGACAUGUCAGAGUUGUCGGAGGAAAGCAGACAAGGAGGACAUCACUUGAAACCGUCUUUUGGUUGGAAAUUGACAUAAGAAUUAAGAAAGGAUAGGGACCGCCGGACCGUGCUUUGCAUGGCUAUGCUCUUUUUAAGACUUUUAAGGCUCACGAUUACGGAAAAACAAAUUUCACAUUUCUUUAGUUAUUUUACCAUUAUUCGUUUCAGGAGUUAUAACAAUUUGAUUGUAUAAAGUAUAAACAAUGAAUAAAACAGUAUUUCCACUUUAUUUAGGUUUUCCAAAAUGUUUGUAGUUCUUCUGUUUAUGACAACUUUAAAGCCUGGUUUUCAUUGCAACGCAAGCAUAAGGCGUAUGCAUAAGGGAAAGGAAGAUUUUAAUAUUGUUAAACUUCUGUUUUAUGCUUGCGUUUAGGUUUGUGCCAGCAAAUCAGUGAUGCUUACGCUUAAGUUUACGGCUAGCGAACACCUGCAGGGUUGACGAAAGUGCUCAAAUCUGCGUUCCACCCAGACUGUAAAGUAGUAGCUUUGCAGGGAAUUAAUUUCCCGCGGUAAAAUUCUUCCAAUUGUGGAAAUCCGAGCAAAAAGGAUUUGUUUUGAAAAUCCGCGCAAAAAUUUCUGUAAAUCCGCGCAAAAUUGCCAAAGAUUUUCCAAAUUCUGUUCUCAGAACGCUGGAAAUGCCAUUUCAGAGACCCCCUUAAAAGCUCGCGUCUUCGACGCUCAACUCGUGGCUUUGCCACUCGUUCUCAUGAGUCUGCACAUUUAUACCGAAAAUACGCCUCUGAAGGCAAGUGUGUCCUUGUAAAAAUUCCGUAUUUUAAUGCCUGGGUCAUAGAUACGACCAUUAAAUUAUUGGUUAUCAUUAUCACGGUAAAAGUGACCAAAAACCAAGUGGUUAAAUUAACCUUUUAAAAUUGUCCAAAAAUAAUAUUAUUAAGGUCGAAGUAACCAAUUUCUAAUUGGUCAUGCCUCAAUGACCAAUUGGUUAAUUGGUCAUUUUAACCAAUCAACACGCAGAAUUUGUCGACAACACAUGAAAACUUGUCAUGGAAUAUUUGCUUGUGUGUAAGUGACUAAAAUUAAAGAGUAUCAUGUCAGUGAUCUAUUGCUUGGCGUGACGGUGUCCCAGAAAAUGACCAAUCCUUGAGAUAUUUAUAAGUGAUCUCCAAGUAAGUCAUAAUAUCUUGUGAUAAUGUUGCGUUUUUUUAUGCAAAAUGUUUGUAAUGAAAGUAUAUUCAUGAGAUACAGCCGAAUGUAUACAUAAAAUGUAAACGCAAGCGUGCAAAGGAUCACUGACAUGAUUCCAAAAUUGAAAUAAGAGUUUGCGUUAGUAUUGUGGAGGUUAGGAUUAGGGUUACGUGUGGAGUGUUCUGCUUUGCACUUCGGGGGCAGAAAUGGCUUUACUGGGGGGGGGGGAAUUAUUUCCCUGGGGGGGGGGGCAAUUGCUCCCCCAGAUAUAUAGUUAAAAAAGGCACUGAUAUAGCCUUGCGAAGUUUGCAAUUUUCAGUCAUUUCAGAUUACAAACGGGAAAUGGUUACCACUUCUGUGCGUAAUACAAAAUGACUGAAAAUUACAAACUUCGCAAGGCUAUAUUAUCCGCAUUUUACAACAUUUUGCAACGAAACUUUGAAAUAUUACUAAUUUUGUGAUGCUCUUUCAAGCUGUGAUGAAAUUUUUGUCUAGACUUGUUAAGAUCAAAAUUUUGGUUAAUUGGGGAAUGGUCCAUUGCACACGGGUUUUGCAGAUGGAACUUUCUAGUGUGAAUUUUAUAAAACUGCUCCUGGUUAGGUGUAAUAAAUGUAUAUGAAAAUUUACACUUGAAAUUCCCAUCUACAAAACCCAUCUAAAAUUAUGUGCUUGAUGUCAUGUUUUGCAAAAACGAGAGAAAAAGAUAUGUAUGCUACAUGCAGCUGUCGGACGCUACACGUCCACGGGGCUGUAUACAGCAUGCACGCAUCCCUGUUUUACGUAGCCCGCUUGGCUGCAAGGAUUCCGACUAGGCUUAUCCUUUGUUGUUCAUUUUUGUAGUGGAAGUGAUGGAACUUAUUUAAUCAAAUCAAGAAACAGCGUUGGUUAUGAAUUAAUACCCUGCCUUAGUGCUGGCACACAGAUCCCUGAAUCAGACUGCACAGGGAGUGGAUGGACGUACAUAGGGGAAUUGUCUAGCGAACAAAGCAAUGUAAUUAAAUCAGUUUAAUUAUUAUAUGCCAAGAGUCAAAGUUAUUUUCUUUGACACUUGGUAUAUAAUAAAAAAAUACUUAUUGACUGGGACUUUCGGGAAAUAGUAUGUUUUGUGGAACUUGGACUGCUGUUUCCCGAGCCGUAGCCCCCUCCCCUCCGCUACACCUCUGCAAUAUUUUCGUUUACACCAGGGGUCGUAGCGACCGGAGGAUGUAACAGGGUCAGAAUAAGAAUUAGAGUCAGUAUUGAACAACGAGACAAUAAGUAUCAGUAUGCGCAAGAUUAUGUGGGCAAAAAUUGUCAAGUAUGUCUUCGUCGUUCCUUCGUUGAAUCAUAGUUAAUAGAAUAGAUGGUUUGGAAACUCAUUAGAAUAACAAUAUAACUCAUUAUCUAUGUUAGUCAACGUUUAUUCAUAAAUCUGGUCCUUCACCGUCACGUGCGUGUGGUAUUUUUGCCCAACUAACCAAAUAGCAAUGUUUUAGGAAAGUUACCUAUCCGUGACUCGAACAAUAGGGUAAAUUGGAAAUUGCUAUUGGUGGAUUUGGCAAAAAUACAAUACACACGUGACGGUGAAGGACCAUAUUUAUGAAUAAACGUUGACUAACAUAGAUAAUGAGUUAUAUUGUUAUUCUAAUAAGUUUCCAAACCAUCUAUUCUAUUAACUAUGGUUGAAUGGUUCUCGGGAUCAGACUCUCGAGUUAUUUGAGAUAUGGCUCCUUAAAUUGCCCAUUUUCUCUUUUAAAUUGCUCAUUUUUAGUUCCGCAUUUAAAGUCGUUGCUCUGUGAAAAGUUCAUCAGCAGUGUUACAAUUUCUCGUUAUCUUAGAACAACACAGGCUACGACUCUGCAAUUUGGACUGCAAAAGGAGAAAACCAGAUUAACUUUAAUUCACAUUUCUGGAGUGCCAACGUGACUGAGGUGUGCUUAACCGCGAAUAGAUUUGGUAUUCAACUUCCCGUGAAAGGUCCGUCGCUGCGCAGUUUAUUUUUCGAAAACAUCACAUUGGAAAUACCUAUACAACAAUGGAUUGAUGGUAUCAAAAUCAACAUCUCGCAUCUAAACUUCACUAACGGUUGUUUUAAAAGUGGUUUCAACGUGGGGGAUCCAAAUUCUGUUCGUGCUCGUUUAGGAGUUGUCAGCGUGGUUCCUCACGCGGGUAAGUAAGGCCUGGUUCAAAAGUCACAUUUUGUUCAAUGCAUUUUGCAUAUACAGCUAAUUCAAGAAAAGGUUGUCUUUUGCAAACAGUUAAACUCUAAACCUUAAAUUUUAAAGUCCAAGCGCGCAAAGCUUAAUGGGAGCACAAGUUUCAAGCUUAGAGUUGAAUGUUGCAGCUAUUUGUAAAUGAAUUGUUCUCGUAAGGAGAUAUUUACCACGUCUCUAAGAAAUGGGCCCCAUAUAUAUGAUUCCUAAACUAAUUAAAUGAUGCUCCCAUUAUGCUUUGCACGCUUAGAGUUUAAGGUUUAGAUUUUAAGGUUUGCAAUUUAAAGGACAACUUGUUUUGAAUUAGCUGUAUAUGUCGAAUACAAUUCGCAUUAGAUUCGAGCAAAUUGAAUUCAUGCAAAAUUCAACACCCGUUUCAAACAAAUUUUGAAACGUCGAAUUUUGCAUGCAUCGAAUUCAAUUCGUCUUGGGCGUUGCCUGGAAUAACAUAAAGCUUGAGACAUUAAUCUCGUUUAUAAGAAUAUUAAGGCUGAAAUAGGCAAAAUUUAAAGAAUUUACUAUAGAAUACAUCCAAGAUCGUUAAAAGAACAUCUUUCAGAGGACAGUAUGAAAGUAUAGGCUAUCUUUAAAAGGGAGAACGGGGAAUCGGGGAAUGGAGCAUAUCGGGGAAUAUCAUAUUCCUAGACAUCUUUAAAAGGGGGGAUAUGUAAUAAUAAUAAUAUUAUUUCUGUAAUAAUUUGAACUUGAAAAUGAGGUCAAGAUGACCUCGGAACGUCGCUCUUUAAUACAUUUAUUAUCGCUAUCAUAUUUGUCUAAAUCUAUAUAAAAAGGUUUAUGGAAAUGAUAUUCCCCGAGAUAUUUCCAAAUUCCCCGAAAGUAUAUGCUAUGCUCUGAUGUAUCUAUUACAAACAGCUGCAAAAGUAACCUUAUAUGGUAUACUGUACUCCAAAAUUUAAGAAUGUUGUAAGAAUAUUUUAAGCCCAAAUUUUCGAAAAUUUAUCAAUGUAGUUCGCUACAGCUACAGUUUUGUAAAAGUAGUCAAAAACAACUCGCUACUUGAAAUUGCAAUUUGCUACAGACAGUAGCGAACUACAACUACUUCGCUACUACGUCCCACCCUUGAACGAUAGUAACACCUAGUUUUAAAUUUAAUUUCGUCUAGGUUGUAGUUUAUCCGUGAAGGCGAUUGGCGUCGGUAUAAAAGUUGCUGGUAAGGAUUAUGGCAGCGUUCAUGGCUUGUACGCCAACACAAAUAAUGAUAUAAGUGAUGUGUCUUAUGACGACGUCGCCGUUUUUGUCCGCUCGCGUCCUGACCCGA
Molecule: messenger RNA, 5131 nt
Organism: Paramuricea clavata
Lineage: Eukaryota; Metazoa; Cnidaria; Anthozoa; Malacalcyonacea; Plexauridae
Source: the annotation of a GenBank genome assembly